This is a messenger RNA of Bursaphelenchus okinawaensis, 1038 nucleotides long. The record is from the annotation of a GenBank genome assembly. Lineage: Eukaryota; Metazoa; Nematoda; Chromadorea; Rhabditida; Aphelenchoididae.
AUGAAAACUGUUGCUAUUAUUGCUCUUGUUAUCGUAUCUGCUUCUGCAUCUACAGUAAUCUUCAAGAACAACUGCAAAGAUGCGUUUGAUGUUGUCAGAACUGAAAACUUGAAACUUCCGGUCGUUCAAUGCCAUCUGAACCCCCGAGGCGAAUGUAGAGGACAGUUUGCUAAUAACAGAUCAAUGAACUUCAAACGUGGAUGGGGCGGUAACUUUUUAUAAUUUUACUAUCAAAGGAUGAGUUUUAAUGAUAUAACAGCUAUAGCGGUGAAUAGAUCAUCCUCAAAAACUCAUGCUAGCCUUACCCAGCCUAGCACUGCCCAUCCAUUCUAGCUUCACCUAAGUGUACCUCUGCCGAUUCUAGCCUUAGCCAAGUAGACUUCUGCUUAUUUUAGUCCUGCCCAAGUAUACCUCCGCCUAUUCUAGCCCUACUCAAGCCUAGCCUUUUUGGGUUUACCCCUAUUCUGUCCGGGUAACAUAUCCCAAGGAGACGCUAUAACCUAAUAGUUUUAAAAAUUUUUAAUUUUUUUUUGUAUUUUUAUUUUCAGGCAAACAAACGUUAGCCGAGUUUACUUUUGACAACCCAAAGAAGAGAGACUUCUUUGACUUGAGUGUGGUUGCCGGAUUCGAUGUUCCUAUGAGUUUGAGCGGCAAUCAUUAUAAAUUGAAAUGUAGACACCCGUAAGUAAAAAACGUUUGCAAUAUUAGGUUGUCAAAAUAUAAAACUUUCAGUAAGUAUCAUACUCAACUAUCAUAUUAUUACCUGUAUACUGUAACAAAAGACUUUUACAGUGAUAAUUAUUUUUUAAUUUUCAAAAUUUUUCUUAUUUAUCUAUUACAACUUAUACUCUAAGAAUAUCCAAAAUGAUCAUUCAUAUUUGUGAUAAAUAGUAAGGCAGAAAAGGCCUAGUAGACCGAUGCCAAACAAUUGUAAAACAAUUUUUUAGUAAAUGCCCAGAUGCCUAUCUCUUCGAUCGUGACGACAAAAAGAAUCAUGAUGGUCCGACUGGUGCUACAUACCACGUCACUUUCUGCUAA